This is a messenger RNA of Symphalangus syndactylus (siamang), 1868 nucleotides long. It is a transcript of the gene OMG, whose product is annotated as oligodendrocyte myelin glycoprotein. Gene Ontology annotation, molecular function: protein binding. The record is from RefSeq and is a predicted model, not a curated record. Lineage: Eukaryota; Metazoa; Chordata; Mammalia; Primates; Hylobatidae. Gene Ontology annotation, biological process: neuron projection regeneration.
CCUAUGUGGUACUGAUCAGGUGGUUGCAGAGCUUCAGCUCACAGCAACACAAUGCAGCUGAACAGGCAAGCACAGCCCACAGCCAGAAACAGUUCCGACUCUACAGAACAAGACGACCUUUAAGCUUUAAGUUUCCCGGAGAAAAUGAGAUGCUGAUGUUGAAGACGACACCACGGCUUUGAUGGAAUAUCAGAUAUUGAAAAUGUCUCUCUGCCUGUUCAUCCUUCUGUUUCUCACACCUGGUAUUUUAUGCAUUUGUCCUCUCCAAUGUAUAUGCACAGAGAGGCACAGGCAUGUGGACUGUUCAGGCAGAAACUUGACUACAUUACCAUCUGGACUGCAAGAGAAUAUUAUACAUUUAAACCUGUCUUAUAACCACUUCACUGAUCUGCAUAACCAGUUAACCCAAUAUACCAAUCUGAGGACCCUGGACAUUUCAAACAACAGGCUUGAAAGCCUGCCUGCUCAGUUACCUCGAUCUCUGUGGAACAUGUCUGCUGCUAACAACAACAUUAAACUUCUUGACAAAUCUGAUACUGCUUAUCAGUGGAAUCUUAAAUAUCUGGAUGUUUCUAAGAACAUGCUGGAAAAGGUUGUCCUCAUUAAAAAUACACUAAGAAGUCUCGAGGUUCUCAACCUCAGCAGUAACAAACUUUGGACAGUUCCAACCAACAUGCCCUCCAAACUACAUAUCGUGGACCUGUCUAAUAAUUCUUUGACACAAAUUCUUCCAGGUACAUUAAUAAACCUGACAAAUCUCACACAUCUUUACCUGCACAACAAUAAGUUCACAUUCAUUCCAGACCAAUCUUUUGACCAACUCUUUCAGUUGCAAGAGAUAACCCUUUACAAUAACAGGUGGUCAUGCAACCACAAACAAAACAUUACUUACUUACUGAAGUGGAUGAUGGAAACAAAAGCCCAUGUGAUAGGGACUCCAUGUUCUACCCAAAUAUCAUCUUUAAAGGAACAUAACAUAUAUCCCACACCUUCUGGAUUUACCUCAAGCUUAUUCACUGUAAGUGGGAUGCAGACAGUGGACACCAUUAACUCUCUGAGUGUGGUAACUCAACCCAAAGUGACCAAAAUACCCAAACAAUAUCGAACAAAGGAAACAACGUUUGGUGCCACUCUAAGCAAAGACAGCACCUUUACUAGCACUGAUAAGGCUUUUGUGCCCUAUCCAGAAGAUACAUCCACAGAGACUAUCAAUUCACAUGAAGCAGCAGCUGCAACUCUAACUAUUCAUCUCCAAGAUGGAAUGGUUACAAACACAAGCCUCACUAGCUCAACAAAAUCAUCCCCAACACCCAUGACCCUAAGUAUCACUAGUGGCAUGCCAAAUAAUUUCUCUGAAAUGCCUCAACAAAGCACAACCCUUAACUUAUGGAGGGAAGAGACAACCACAAAUGUAAAGACUCCAUUACCUUCUGUGGCAAAUGCUUGGAAAGUAAAUGCUUCAUUUCUCUUAAUGCUCAAUGUUGUGGUCAUGCUGGCUGUCUGAGGGUCUGCAUUUUCUGAAACUAAUGAAAGCACUCCUCUCUGAUGUACGGUUGGGAAAAUAUGUCCAUAUCUAACCAGUGAUUCGAGCUAUAUUAAGUAUUCAAGAAAGCCAGUCUUAACAUUUCUGACUCUGAUGUAAAUGAAGUAACUUGUCUUAAAUAAAAGAAAUGCACAAUGUGUUGGUACUUGCUGCUAUUUUACUGUCUUAAUUAAGUAAACUAAUGAGUUUCUUUUAUAAAAAAAAUGAAAUGUUUUCUUUUUAAGGCUUCAAUUUAUUGCACAAAAUAUAAAGCAUCUAAACUUUAAUAUGUAUUUUAUGUAUGUUUACACUGUCAAACAUCUGGAAAAUAAAAGGUCUAUGCUCA